Megalobrama amblycephala (Wuchang bream) is the source of this 1262-nucleotide messenger RNA. Its product is annotated as beta-1,3-galactosyltransferase 2-like. Gene Ontology annotation, molecular function: N-acetyl-beta-D-glucosaminide beta-(1,3)-galactosyltransferase activity. The transcript is spliced from 2 exons. Gene Ontology annotation, cellular component: membrane. Lineage: Eukaryota; Metazoa; Chordata; Actinopteri; Cypriniformes; Xenocyprididae. The record is from RefSeq and is a predicted model, not a curated record. Bases 106 to 1122 code for a protein of 338 amino acids.
CACACACACACACACACACACACACACACACACACACACCCUGAACGGUUGUCAUGGCAUGCAAGUUCUUAACAAUGCCUCUGAAAUUCUAGUAACAGCAGAAAUAUGGUGCAACGCCGUAAACAACGAUGUCAAUGGAAAUCAAAUGGUGGAUGCAGAUCUCUUCGUUCAUGUAUCGUAUUCAUCAUUUUGCCAAUCCUGUUCCUGUGUUACUACAUUCUCGGCAAAGAAAUCUCAGAAACCUGGAUGUCAACUGUUGGACUAUUUCUUCCAGACCCUUUUACCAAUAAGUCAUAUUAUGUGGCUUACCCACACAAGUAUAGUUUUAUUAUGAAUGAGCCAGAGAAGUGCCAGAAAGAAAAAGCUUUUGUGGUAUUGAUGAUACCAGUAGCUCCAAGCAAUACGGCUGCUCGGGAAGCCGUCCGUUCAACGUGGGGUACAGAGAGGAUAGUGGGGGACAAGAGAGUGAUUGCAUUAUUUCUGUUAGGUCUGCCCAUUUCACAAGACAAUAGAAAGCUUCAAGAAGAUUUGUUGCAGGAAAGCGAGAAGUAUCAUGACCUUUUACAAAGUGAUUUCUGGGACAGUUACUACAAUCUCACCAUUAAGACAAUUGUAAUGCUAGAAUGGUUGUCUACUUAUUGUCAGAAUGCAACCUACGCAAUGAAGGUAGACUCGGAUGUGUUUCUCAAUGUGAAAAACUUAGUGAAUAUGCUUCUGUCGGCACCAAAGCAGAACUAUAUGACUGGAUGUGUGUCCAGGACUGCACUGGUAACGAGAAACCCCCGUUCUAAGUGGUAUCUUCCAAAAAGUGUUUAUUCCUCAUUUCUAUAUCCACCCUAUGCGUUGGGCUUUGGAUAUGUGUUCUCUUUAGACCUGGCUAGAAAACUUGUUGAAGCAGCCCAACUUGUCAAACCGGUUUACAUAGAGGAUGUGUUUUUAGGUCUUUGCAUGAAGCAUUUAGGAACCGCUCUGACGGACCCACCCGAAAAAGGCCUAUUCAAUAUCUUCCCUGUCAAAUACAACCUCUGUCGCUAUUCAAAACUCAUUGUCACAACGACACAAAGCUUGAAAGACCAAGUUGAGUUUUGGAGGGAUUUACAGACACCUGGUCCAUAUUGCUAACAUCAAAAAGCUGAUUUUUUUUUUAUUUUACAGUAUUUUUUUGUUACUGUGCUGUUAACUAUGUAUUUGUGUAUAAUAACUGUUAAUGGUUAAUAUAAUCAGUUUUUAUUAAAAUACAUUUUUCAAUAUUUUGGCAUAAA